AGUGGUCAGUUGUAUGUAUUUCUCCCUGAACCCAAUGUGAAUCCUGCAGCAUGGAGAACAUAAUCUGAUUUCAGAAGACUAAAAAAAUUUCAAAGCGAAAACAGGAGAAUCUGGCGGGACAGCGGGAGUCCUGUCAGGCUGAAGAAAGCCAAUUUUUUCUCAAAAUCUGAGUACCUUGAGAAAAAACAGGAACCAAACCUCCUACAGGUGAGCUUCUAAAGCAGGGGGCAGAGGCCUGACCCUGAGCAUUCUGAAAUCAGUUUUUCCAACUGUGCCCACUGGGCUUUGCACAGAGCCUUGGCUUCCAUUAUCCUCCAGUCAGCUGCCCAAGCAGCUCAGCCCUGGGCCCAGGUUUCCUGAAGGUGGAAAGACAUGACAUGAAUACUCUCAGUUUGCCACUUAACAUUCGCCGUGGAGGCUCUGACACCAAUCUGAACUUUGAUGUACCAGAUGGAGUCCUAGAGUUUCACAAAGUCAAACUCAGCGCAGAUAGCUUGAAACAGAAAAUCCUCAAGGUUACAGAACAAAUCAAAGUCGAACAAACCACUCGAGAUGGAAAUGUGGCUGAGUACUUGAAACUGGUAAACAGUGCAGACAAGCAACAGGCUGGACGCAUUAAACAAGUCUUUGAGAAAAAGAACCAGAAAUCUGCCCACUCCAUUGCCCAGCUUCAGAAGAAGUUAGAGCAAUACCACAAAAAGCUCAAGGAUAUUGAACAAAAUGGAUCUUCCAAAAGUACUAAGGAUACUUCCAAAGAUAAUUUGAAAGAUAUUCAGCAUGGAAAGCCUCGUAGCUCUGGGCAUGGAACAGAGAGCAACAAAUCGAGCGUGCCAGGUGUAUCUUUGACACCGCCUGUCUUUGUUUUCAGCAAGUCAAGAGAGUUUGCAAAUCUGAUCCGAAACAAAUUUGGUAGUGCUGACAACAUCGCUCAUCUCAAAAACACCCUGGAGGAAUUUCGGCCAGAAACGAGCUCUAGAACCUAUGGGGGCAGUGCCACCAUUGUUGCCAAACCAAAAUACGUUAGCGAUGACGAAUGCUCGAGUGGCACCUCUGGCUCGGCAGACAGCAAUGGAAAUAAUUCAUUUGGUCCUGCCACAGCUGGUGCCCUGGACAGCCAAGGAAAGCUUUCUAUGAUUUUGGAGGAACUAAGGGAAAUAAAGGAAACUCAGUCCCAAUUAGCUGAUGACAUAGAGAAUUUAAAAACGCAGUUUAAGAGAGACUAUGGCUUUAUUUCUCAAAUGUUACAGGAGGAAAGAUAUAGAUAUGAAAGAUUGGAAGACCAAUUAAAUGAUCUCACUGAUCUUCAUCAACAUGAGACAGCAAACUUGAAACAAGAGCUAGCCAGCAUAGAGGAGAAAGUGGCCUAUCAGGCAUAUGAGCGAUCACGAGACGUUCAGGAAGCCUUGGAAACGUGCCAGACCCGGGUUUCAAAACUGGAGCUCCAUCAGCAGGAACAGCAAGCACAGCAAACUGAAACGGUUAAUGCCAAAGUGCUCCUGGGGAAAUGUAUAAAUGUUAUCUUGGCCUUCAUGACUGUCAUCUUAGUGUGCGUUUCUACUAUUGCAAAGUUCAUUGCUCCUAUGAUGAAGAGCCGUUUUCAUAUCAUCUGCACUUUCUUCGCAGUGACACUGCUGGCAAUAUUUUGCAAGAACUGGGAUCAUAUCAUUUGUGCCAUAGAAAGGAUGAUUAUACCAAGAUGAAGCUGCUGGUCUAGCUGUUGGUUUUUUUUUCUUCCUCUCUGUUUUUAAGUGCUGUGUGUUUACAAUUUUUUUUUGUCAGUUUAAAUGUGCGGACUGAAUGAAGAAGCCUACAAAGACUCCCGGAUUGUAAGGUGUAAAUAUGUAAAUGUGUACUUGUUGGCAGUCAGUAGACUGUUCAGUCAGAUUGUGUCAAACUGGGCCGUGUCUGUGAUGAGCCGCUAUCUUGUGUCAGUCUUCUGCCUUAAUCCAACCAGUUGUCCACUCUACAAGCCUGUGACCACAGAAGAUGGUGGGAUGCUCUGGGAGGGAUCCAAGCCACUGCAAGUGUGAGGUGUUCUUUUCACUGGACUGGAGUGCAAGGAGUGUGAUCACAAGGAAGCACAUCACAGCGUGUAUCAGCCCUUUUAGAUAAAUCAUUUUCUCUCUGAAUCCAGCUACCAAGAUAAGCCAAACUGUACAGUAUUAAUAAUUCUCGUUUCUAAAUUAAUGGGUGAUGAUACAUGGAGUUUCCAGUUUUCAGGAGCAGCAAAACCUGUGAUGCUUCUGCUAGUAACUCUUUGCACAAAGAGUUUAUUGCUCAAAAAUUAGGCCGCUGAUGACUAGUGACCACAAUUAGCAGUUGUUCUGUUGUCCCUUAUCACUCUCAAGAAAAACGUGAAUGUGGCACAAAAGCUUACAAAGAUGAAGAACUGAAUUAAGUAAAUCUCCAAGCCACUUCAUAAAGGAGUGAGGGAGCAAGUGUAACUCAUGGGUAUAUUUCCGUGCAAAGAAAAGUGCUCACUUGCUUCAGGCACUGAGAAAGGCAACAUUUAGAUUAGCCUUUGCUAGCUCUGAAUUGUUGGGGUUUCUUAGCUGAAUGCAGAGCAGAUAUAUAGUGGGACUCUGGCUACAGUGGAUUUAUUUUCCCUUAUGUCAGAUUAAACAGUGCAGAAGAAGCAUGAGGGAACUGAUCCUUAGGGGAGCAGGGAGUUAAACUUCUGUAAAUAGACAAACACUGUGCAGACUCUCUUAACAGACAUUCCUGAAAAUAAUGUAUUAUCGUACAGUGCCAUACUAGGAGACAGGGUUGGGUUUGUUUUCUUACUAGAGAUUAUUUUGUUUAGGAACUGCGGGAAAAAAAAUCCCCAAAAUCCUCUGCUUGGCUCUCAGCUAUCGUGUAGAACAGGAUCUUUAAUAAAAAAUAAAAUAAUAAUAAUAAAAAAAAAAACAACAAAACAACCAACAGAAUGCUCCUCUGCUCUGUAUUAAAUGGGGGAAAAAAUGUCUCUAGUUAUUUGAUGUUCAGUGUUACUUACUUUUGAAUUAACUGUCAUUACGAUUUCUUUUUCAGUUGUGGUAUUUGUUAUGCCGUCUUUACAGAAGGGGUAGAAAGGGAACUACUUGAGUGGGUGCAGUUUGUUUUAUUUUUACUUGAUCACAAUUACUCAAUAGGUGGUGUAGAAAUUCAGCAAUCUUUAUUCUGAGGAACAGGGAGGCAGCAGAAGAGCUUUGACAUUUCUUGACUGCUGGAUUAUCAGUGAAUACAGUUACCUUUUUGUGUCUUCGGGGGCUGAAGAAAGGACAGAAUUAACUGCAUAAGUAAUGAUAUGACUUGGCAUUAAAAAAAAAAAAAAUUAAA
Lagopus muta (rock ptarmigan) is the source of this 3318-nucleotide messenger RNA. RefSeq names its product transmembrane and coiled-coil domain family 3 (gene TMCC3). Gene Ontology annotation, cellular component: endomembrane system. The transcript has 5 exons. Bases 378 to 1700 code for a protein of 440 amino acids. NCBI's taxonomy places the organism in Eukaryota, Metazoa, Chordata, Aves, Galliformes, Phasianidae. The record is from RefSeq and is a predicted model, not a curated record.